AUGACUGGCCCAACUGCAGUCACUCCCUCUCCACACGACCUGCCGGCCAAUUUCGCCUAUCAUCCUUCCUACGACGAGGCGAUCAGCUACAUCGCAGAGUCCGACGAUGUUUCAGCACUGGAGAGUAGCCAGGACAUCGACUGGCCCACCCUCAAGAAUGCCAUCAAGGCAAAGAUCAGCGACAUCCUAGCCGGCUUUCCAGAGAAUCCAGAGCCCCUACUGCACCCUGCUGCAGUCAGAAGUACAACAAACGGCUCAAGCGACGCUUCUACCUCGACAUCACAAGGUGCAGCUACAGCUCUGGCCUCGCGCUUCUCUAGUGCUGCUUCUACCUCCCGUAACGGUAGGACAGGUCCCGGCUUCGCUGAUGACUCCUCCUCAUCCGACGAGUCGGAUUUGCUCGAGGACUCGAACUCUGCCCUCAUCUCUGGACCCAGCGCAGGGGGAGAGGGCGAUGACUCUACCAAUGGAGUCACAUCCACCUUCAUGGCCGCCAAGACUCGUCCGCCACCCGAGAGAUAUGGCAGCUGGGGACGAAGACUCAGCAAGGAAGAGACGGCCAGGGAGAAGUUGAUGGUGUUCGGUAUGCUCGACGAGUUUGACACAUCACCGCCAUUUACCAUUCAGCGUCUCUGCGAGCUCUUGCUGUCUCCCCAAAGCUUUGUCCGAUCGGGUCCCAAGUUUCUCUCGAGUCUAUCAAGAAUUCUGGCCAUGACUGCCUCGCAUGCAGACUUUCCUCCCGUAUCGCCAGGUACCGCUCCGACUGUAGCCAAUGGCGUUGGAGCAUACGACAGGACGAGCGGCAUGGUUGGCCCUCCAAGCCCUAACAAUGAGCCCAUCUUCAGCCCAAUUCCCUUCUUGAGAAGGGCGAGCAAGGAGGCAGAGGGCGAUGAAGCGGCAGCCCACUUGGAAGGAAGUGUGCCUCCGCUGCACCUAGACAAGGAUGAAUUGAUGGAAGGCUUCAGCAGUACCACUUCCGAUCAUGCUGCUCCUCUCCUCUCCGGCGCCAGCUUGGGAAUGGCAGGCGGUGGGGCUGCAGCGGCAGGCUCGUUCUCCCCUGAGCCUGUGUCUCAUGCACCGCCUGUCACACAUACCGCUCAGCAACCUCCCAUCGACUCUGUCGACCAUGCUUCGGCAAUGCCUCCUGCGACGACAAGUAGUGCUGGCAGUACAGGGUCGAUGCAUGUACCACUGGGCGUACCCACUGGCAGAGUGGACGAGCUGGACCAAGUCACCUCCUCGGGAGCAGCUAUGCAGAGUACAGGAACAUCAUUGAAUGAAGAACAGGCGACAGAUGCGGAAGCGAAGGGGGAUGGACGAGAGACGCUGCAUCGCAUGGAUGGGAGCGGCACGGUGCAUCCCUUGAGUAGCACCACCACGGUCCCUUCCGCUGGCGAAAGCGAAGAAGAGGCACGGGCGAUGAAGCGGUUGAGAAGUCGAGACUCAGAACAGGAGGCAAACGAGGUGCAGGAGUAG
Microstroma glucosiphilum is the source of this 1476-nucleotide messenger RNA. RefSeq lists its product as hypothetical. The record is from RefSeq and is a predicted model, not a curated record. Bases 1 to 1476 code for a protein of 491 amino acids. Gene Ontology annotation, molecular function: protein phosphatase regulator activity. The transcript has 2 exons. Gene Ontology annotation, cellular component: cytoplasm; nucleus; protein phosphatase 4 complex. NCBI's taxonomy places the organism in Eukaryota, Fungi, Basidiomycota, Exobasidiomycetes, Microstromatales, Microstromataceae. Gene Ontology annotation, biological process: protein dephosphorylation.